This is a messenger RNA of Rhineura floridana, 3364 nucleotides long. It is a transcript of the gene THUMPD3, whose product is annotated as THUMP domain containing 3. The transcript has 10 exons. Gene Ontology annotation, biological process: tRNA methylation. Gene Ontology annotation, molecular function: RNA binding; tRNA (guanine) methyltransferase activity. Bases 398 to 1918 code for a protein of 506 amino acids. The record is from RefSeq and is a predicted model, not a curated record. Lineage: Eukaryota; Metazoa; Chordata; Lepidosauria; Squamata; Rhineuridae.
AAUAGUUCCCUCCCCAGGAAGUGUUUCAGAACUUGCUAGUUCCUUUUUCCGGAAGAAAUUCCCUAGGCUCCUCGUGGACAGGCUGAAUCUGUUGCUCCCAGUAACAGAGGUGACGGGGGAGAAAAAGGCCCCGGUACCCGCCUAAUCUGAGCGAAAGAGCCCGAAAUCCUUCCUAUCUGUCUCUGUAUUCCCUCCCCACCCCUUGGGACAGCUCCGAUUCUUUCUGCCCCUUGACGACCACAGAAGCGCGCGGGCGACACAAGACAGGCUCUGAAGAAGAGGUGCUCCUCUCCCCUAACGCUGGCCCUUUCCCCUCGUCGAUACACGCUUUCUUCCUCUCUUUUGAAGUUAUUUAAAAACGUAAUAAGCCUUUGUGAAAGCCAUACGUGCUCCCAGAAUGUCUGCAGUUGAAGAUGCUGCUCUUGUGUUAUCUGAAGUGAACCUUGGUGAUACAUGUAAGCCAUUAGGUGAGAACAACGAAGCCAGUCCCGGUCCAAACCCUAACAAUAUUGUGGUCACUAUUGGAGCUACUGUACCAACUGGCUUUGAGCUGACUGCAGCAGAUGAAGUGCAAGAGAAGCUAGGAUCAAAGUCUAGAAUUAGCAAGGACCGAGGGAAAAUCUAUUUUGAAAUUCCUGUAAUCAGCCUUCCACAGGUUCACCAGUUAAGAUCAGUGGACAACUUAUUUGUUGUUGUUCAAGAAUUCAAAGAUUAUCAGUUUAAAGAAACUAAGGAAGAAGCUCUAAAGGAUUUAGAGGACUUGGCUAAGAAACUGCCAUGGACUGAUCCUUUGGAAGUAUGGAGGUUAAAUACAAGCCUUAAGAAAAGAAAAACAAGACGGAAAAAAGGCAAUCAACAGACUAAUGCAAAGAAAGAGAAACUAGAGGAUGAUGGGAGCAGAGAGAGAACUGUUGAUAAAAAACUGUAUGAUCCUGUGCAAAAUGUUUUGGAGUCUACUGAAGUCCAAGAUCCAGAAAACACAGAUGAAACAUUGCCACCAGAUGAUGAUGAGCAGUCUGAUUCCAAAGAAGAGUUAACAUCAAAUGGCGAAAACAAAAAUGAAUCAGAUGACUGCAAGAAGUAUGAAAUGAAAACUGAGACACUGAAGUUCCGGGUGACAUGCAACAGAGCUGGUGAUAAGCACAGCUUUAAAUCAAAUGAGGCUGCCAGAGAUUUUGGAGGAGCUGUGCAAGAUUUCUUUCAGUGGAAAGCAGACAUGACCAAUUUUGAUGUGGAGGUUCUUCUCAACAUCCAUAAUAAUGAAGUAGUAGUGGGGAUUGCCUUAACAGAGGAGAGUCUUCAUAGAAGAAAUAUUACACAUUUUGGGCCCACAACUCUUCGAUCCACUCUAGCUUAUGGUAUGCUCAGGCUCUGUGAUCCUCAACCAGCUGACAUAAUAAUUGAUCCAAUGUGUGGGACAGGUGCUAUACCAAUAGAGGGGGCUACUGAAUGGGCUAACUGCUAUCAUAUUGCUGGGGAUAACAAUCCACAGGCUGUGAAGAGAACAGCAAAUAAUAUCUCCUCUUUACUGAAGCAAAUUCAAAGUAAAGAAAGCACAUCUGCAGGCACACCAAUAGAUAGUAUUCAGUGGGAUAUCUGUAGUCUACCACUGAGAACCAGCUCUGUGGAUGUCAUUGUAACAGAUAUGCCAUUUGGAAAGAGGAUAGGGUCUAAGAAAAAGAACUGGGAUCUCUACCCAUCCUGUCUUAUGGAAAUGGGCCGGAUCUGCAGACCAAGGACUGGCAGAGCUGUGCUGCUGACUCAAGAUAGGAAAUGCUUUGCCAAGGCUUUGUCAAAAAUGGGACACCUAUGGCGAAAGUCUCACACUAUUUGGGUGAAUGUUGGGGGACUCCAUGCUGCUGUUUAUCUUCUGAAACGCUCUGCAGAAAAAAUUGAAGAGGCAAGAUCAUACUGGUAACAUCUUGAUCAAUGUACUAACCACACCUGCACUCUUAUACAUUUCUGAGGGCUGUUUGUUAAAUGUCUCCCUGUGAUUCUGAGUUAACCCAUCCUUAUGAUCUUGAACGGGGCCAAAAAUAUAAGUGAGCAAGCAUGCUGGUCCAAGGAUCAGUUGUGUCAUACCUGUCUAGAAGUUCUCGAAGGAGCUUUCAGGGCUUAAGUAGAAAAAUGUAACCAGUUCUUAUUAAUGAAUCUAGUAACAUUUUAUGUGCCUGUGAAUCUGAGUUACUAUUUCAGUUUGGGUGCAAAUGUAUUUUUCAUAUUCAUAGGGCAGGUUAUUCUGUUUUGUCAAAAGGUGAGAAGGGUGGCCUUUUCCCCUAGAGCUAAUUUAAAAUACUGUUGUGUUAAACUCCUGCGGACUGUUUCCUGGAGUGUUAUUCAAUUUAGAAUGUAUUUUAGGUAGGUACGGUUUUGUUUUAAUGAAAACAUUUUGCCAUUGAAGAACUUUGUUUUGUUUAGGAUUGACAAAAACAGACAACAAGGAUAGUAAUUUUUUUGUUUCUGUUCAUGGUAUGAUAAGCUGUACCCCAGAACCCAUUUGUUUAACAACUCAAGAUCUCAAUAAUGGUGCCAGUUUUCUCACCUGCUACCUCAGUUUAAGUCCCAAUUAACUUGUUUACUUCGAUAUGUCAUAUAUAUUGCUACUGUACAUAUGGCUGAGACUGUGUACUACCAACCUCGGUGUAUUUCUUUAGUCACGGCUUUUAUCAGAAUAAGACUUUGAAAAACGCUGUAGUAGUCUUCACAUGUUGGACACAGGAUAGAUUUAGAUGAGAAUAGUGUGGCAGAAUUUAACCAGAUAAUAAGUAGAUAGCUGUGUCAUCUAACAAAGAAUAUGUUCGACGGUUUCCUGACAGUAACCUAUAAUGAUGCUUGCACACAAUCCAUUGCACACAAUCCAUUGACCAAGAGAUGUUACCAGUGGAUAGUGUCCAUUGAUUUAUAUGUGUACUGAAACUGAUUUAUCAAAUUUGGGAGGUUUUUUCCCCAUGAGCUUGAAAAGAAUAGCUAAAUAACUAACUAUUCUAAAAUGUGUAUUAGAUGUACUGCUCUGCAGUCUAGAAAGCAUUUAGGAGUUGAAAACCAUACAUGCUUGAAUUUUUUUGUUUGGAAUUUGUGUUAGUUAAAGGUUCAAGGGUGGAAUUCAUGCCUGUGAGAUAAGCAGUGAGUUAUCAUACACCUCUGAAAGGCUAUUGAAUGAGGUUGUUCUAUGAGAUAUAAAGCACCAGCACUGUUCCAAUUACUGUAAAAGGGUGGCUCUUUCUUUGUCAUUAGAGCACUUUUACCAGGUUGCCAUUUCUUUUCUAGGGAGGCUGCUUUGGUGUUUCUCAGUGGUUCAUUGUUGUUGUAUUGAAUUUUGAUGUUAUAAUUUUACAGGUGUGUAAUAAAAUUUUUACCAGGGUUA